Molecule: messenger RNA, 1464 nt
Organism: Dinoponera quadriceps
Lineage: Eukaryota; Metazoa; Arthropoda; Insecta; Hymenoptera; Formicidae
Product: maspardin-like
Exons: 8
Coding region: 538-1416 (292 amino acids)
Source: RefSeq, a predicted model, not a curated record
GGUUAUUCUAUAAAUUGUUGAAAACAUUCGAACAAAUGAAUGAAACGUGAUGUCAAUGCUGUGAAGAUGGGGCGUGACGUUUUCUUCGAAAGGGGAAGUUUGGGAAAGUUACGAUACGGACAAUACAAUAAUAAGGGAUCACUACGCUAGUGAAUCACGUCCAAAUGGUCUUGUCAAUUUUAUUUGCUCGAAAGGUACCUACAGUGUGAACAGUGCAUGGUGAAUAAUAGGAACAGUUUGGCCCGAUCCUGACGUUACCUGUGAUGAUUUCAAAAUAUCUACAUUUCACGGUAAUUUAUCUACGUCACGGUUCCAUUAAGACAUCCCAGCGGCUUGGUACUUGUCGUCCCGUUCAAUUGGUCGCGUGUCAGCAAGGUGUACUUAUUCGGUCGAAAGCAUACAAGAACACAUCAACUGUGUUACAUUAAUUUGCCGCUUACGGCGUACGAUAUCUAGAACGAAUGGAAAGUUGGCUCAUCGUUGGACAACGAUAACGCGAUUUGACGUACCGAGUGAUAUCGAAGGCAGAAAGCAAAUAUGUCGUACUGCAGCGAGCUGUCACUCUCGCAAGAAUAUCAGAGUUUUCGCAGUUCUGUACCUCUCAGAAAAAUCGUCCUCGACGCGGACGACUUGAAGGGAUGGAAAGUGUAUGAUUCUAACCAGAAAAAUAUCAAGUGCCCCCUCAUAUGUCUUCCACCGGUCAGUGGUACUGCUGACAUCUUUUUUAGACAAAUAUUAGGUUUGACUGCUAAAGGUUACAGAGUUAUAUCAGCUGAGGCACCGAUAUACUGGGGUGUGAAGGAUUGGUGCGAUGGAUUCAGAAAACUGUUGGAUUAUUUGAAACUAGACAAGGUCCAUCUCUUUGGCGCUUCAUUAGGUGGUUUCCUGGCACAGAAAUUUACAGAGAUAAAUGCGCACUGCCCUAGAGUGGUAUCUUUAAUUCUAUGUAAUACUUUCACAGACACAUCAGUUUUCAGUUACAAUGAUUCCGCAUCAAUAUUUUGGAUGUUACCAUCUGUGGUACUAAAGAAGAUGAUAAUGAGCAAUUUUACAACGGAAAAGGCUGACAGAGAAAUUAUAGAUGCAGUCGAUUUUAUGGUGGAAAGGCUGGAGAGCUUAUCGCAAUCUGAAUUGGCUUCCCGUCUGACAAUGAACAGUGUAAACAAUUAUAUACAACCUCAAAAAAUAUGCCAUUUACCUGUGACAAUAAUAGAUGUAUUUGAUGAUUAUGCUUUAACAAAUACAGUCAGAGAGGAAAUGUAUAAAUGCUAUCCAGAUGCAAAAUUGGCACACCUGAAGAGUGGAGGAAAUUUCCCAUAUCUAAGUCGAGCCGCUGAUGUUAAUUUACAUUUACAGGUUCAUCUAAGACAAUUCGAAGGCACAGAAUAUACAGCUUUGAAAUCGACUGAUAGUUAGCGAAGUAUGUUCAUGUUAGGUAAAAUUAAAUAUUAAUUAAUCCCAGUA